AUGCGUGAACUUCAUGGUGAUCUUGUUCUUGAAGAAAGCGGAUUUUUCAAGAAGGUGGCCCAGAAGAACUCCAAACUUAACAAGAAAGUCGCCGAAAACUACUAUAGCAAUUGGUCGCAGAAGAAGGAGGCCGAAUUGGCGGAUAACCAGACCUUUGUUGAUGGUCGACGGGAGCAGGCCCAAAACAUGACAAAUGCCUUUUAUGAUCUUGUCACAGAUUUCUAUGAAUAUGGUUGGGGCCAAUCGUUCCAUUUUGCAAAGUUAUAUAAAGGAGACUCAUUUGAGGAGAACAUAAAGCGACACGAAGCAUUUCUUGCUUUGAAGCUUGGUUUGAAGAAGGGCGAACGGGUUUUGGACGUUGGUUGCGGCGUAGGUGGUCCUUUGCGUGAGAUUGUGAAGUCAUCCGGCUAUGCACAUGUUACAGGGAUCAACAACAACGCAUAUCAAAUCGAACGCUGCUUUGCGUAUGCCGCCAAGUACGGCUUGAGCGACUACACGGAUUUUAUCAAGGGCGACUUUACAGAGAUGCCCCUGGGAAACGAAACAUUUGAUGCCGUGUUUUCGGUUGAGGCAACGGUCCAUGCUCCACGCCUCGAAAUGGUUUAUAGUGAAAUCUACCGAGUGCUGAAGCCAGGAGGACGAUUUGCAUGCUACGAAUGGUGCACGACGGGCAAGUACGAUCCAAACGACGUUUCACAUCGUCGUGUGAUUCACGGUAUCGAGGAGGGUAACUCUAUUUCUAAGCUAUACUCUACGGAGGAGUGUUUAGCGGCUGCAAAAUCAGUGGGCUUCAAGGUUAUCGAGGAAGGCGAUGUUGCGCCGGUCGAUGUUGCCACUGUACCGUGGUACUACACACUCAAGAAACCCGAGGGCCUUCGUGGGAUGCUUCGAUCUCCCUGGGGUCGAUUCUACACAAACAGCCUGUUAACAUUUUUGAACAAGUUCAGCGUGGUGCCGCCGGGUGUCUUGGAAACGUCACAACUCUUAAACAGUGCGGCAGAAAUGCUCGUUGCUGGCGGCGAGAUGGGUAUUUUCACGCCAAUGUACCUCUUUGUCGUCGAAAAGCCUUUGAACUAA
Messenger RNA from Zychaea mexicana, 1077 nucleotides. Its product is annotated as sterol 24-C-methyltransferase. Gene Ontology annotation, molecular function: sterol 24-C-methyltransferase activity. Gene Ontology annotation, biological process: ergosterol biosynthetic process. Gene Ontology annotation, cellular component: endoplasmic reticulum. The record is from RefSeq and is a predicted model, not a curated record. Lineage: Eukaryota; Fungi; Mucoromycota; Mucoromycetes; Mucorales; Lichtheimiaceae. The transcript has 5 exons. Bases 1 to 1077 code for a protein of 358 amino acids.